AUGUAUGCUAAACGAUAUAUACACUCUAUCUCUAUUCAAAUGAUUUUCCUAAAUUAUAAUAAUAUUUACGCACAAGUGCUUGUGGUUCUUGCAAGAAAUGGUAGAAGAUUUCCAGGAAAAGGAUUAUUGAAACGAAAUAUUAAACGAAGACGAUAUAUGAUUUAUAUAUCAACAAAUCAAAUUUGGAAUAGGAUUUCAGCUCAACGAAAUACCUUAGCUGAAAAUGCUAACCUUAUCAAUCAAGACCUUAUGACCCGUAUGACGAAUAAUAAUAAUAAUACUCUUCUUGACAGAAUUUCUCAAAUAACCAUACCACAAGAAACUAAUAAUACCUUUGAAGAUAAUUUUUUUAACGGGACAAGUUUUGCCGAUAACAACGACCGCCAGGAUCCGCUUCUAUGUUCCUUUGAGUAA
Messenger RNA from Funneliformis mosseae, 414 nucleotides. The record is from the annotation of a GenBank genome assembly. Lineage: Eukaryota; Fungi; Glomeromycota; Glomeromycetes; Glomerales; Glomeraceae.